AAGCAGCUGGGUUUUAUCUCCACAGCAGACGACACAGGAUAACCCCUUUUGACCUCUUUUCACUCUCACUUUGAUCCUCGAUAGAGUUCUGAAAAGCCAAAACCCUUUAAUUCUAUGGUCUUCUGAGUGAAUGGCUUCAGCUCUUUUUGCAAGGACUCUUUUGGGUCAUCGCCUUUUUCACUCUUCAGCACACUCUCUCUCCCCAAAGCCCCAAAUCCUCUCUUCCCUGCUCAAUAAAAGAUCAGAUCUCUUGCGAGCUGACUCUUCCUAUACAAAAUAUAGAGUAUCUGGUUUAAUACCUCGUGCUAUGGCUUCAUCAGUAGCUGGGGCAAGAGCAGAUUUUUCAACAUCGGCAUCUACAAAUGAGCCUGUUGUUUCUGUUGAUUGGCUCCAUGCUAAUCUCAAGGAGCCUGACCUUAAGGUUGUGGAUGCGUCUUGGUACAUGCCUGAUGAGCAAAGGAAUCCAAUUCAAGAGUAUCAGGUUGCUCAUAUUCCUGGUGCCCUUUUCUUUGACGUAGAUGGAAUAUCGGAUCGCACAACAAAAUUACCACAUAUGUUACCAUCUGAGGAAGCCUUUGCUGCUGCUGUUUCUGCUCUUGGCAUUGAGAACAAAGACGAUCUAGUUGUGUAUGAUGGGAAAGGGCUUUUUAGUGCAGCUCGUGUGUGGUGGAUGUUCCGAGUGUUUGGCCAUGAUAGAGUCUGGGUUUUAGAUGGAGGCUUGCCAAGAUGGCGUGCAUCUGGAUAUGACGUUGAAUCUAGUGCUUCUGGCGAUGCGAUUUUGAAAGCUAGUGCUGCCAGUGAGGCAAUAGAGAAAGUUUAUAAGGGACAGCCAGUUGGUCCAAACACAUUUCAGACUAAAUUUCAGCCACAUCUUGUCUGGAAUCUUGAGCAGGUUAAAAGAAAUGUUGAGGAAAGAACUCACCAGCAUAUAGAUGCCCGAUCAAAGGCCAGAUUUGAUGGAACUGCAUUGGAGCCUCGGAAAGGGAUAAGAAGUGGUCACGUACCUGGAAGCAAGUGCAUUCCUUUUCCUCAGUUGUUGGAUGCUUCAGGGACAGUCUUACCAGCGGACGAGUUGAAAAAAAGAUUUGAUGAAGCAGGCAUCACAUUGGACAGCCCUGUUGUUACUUCGUGCGGCACUGGUGUAACUGCUUGCAUUCUCGCAUUGGGUCUUCAUAAACUUGGUAAGCCUGAUGUGGCAGUCUAUGAUGGGUCUUGGACUGAGUGGGGAGCACAUUCCGACACACCCGUCGACACUUCCACUUCGUGAUAGAAUUUCUUAAAGCUUAUUGGUACGAUGAACAGAAAUGGGUUUGCCUAGGUUGAUUACGACGAAAGAGGUUGUAUCUCAGUUAAACAUCCUGUUAUUAGUAGUGUUUGUGUUUUCAUUGUUAAAACCUCCAGCUCUAGUCCUCACUUUUGUUUCAUCUGUAACGAUGAUUUUAUGCGACUCAUAAAUCAAAACAGCAGCAUGAAGAGGUUAAUAUUUAAGUUGUAAUGUUGAUCGUGGUUAAAUAAUAAGCAGGGAAAAAGUGUGAUGAUAAAGAUUUCUGUA
Rosa rugosa (rugosa rose) is the source of this 1552-nucleotide messenger RNA. Its product is annotated as thiosulfate/3-mercaptopyruvate sulfurtransferase 1, mitochondrial-like. The coding region runs from base 131 to 1267 and encodes 378 amino acids. Lineage: Eukaryota; Viridiplantae; Streptophyta; Magnoliopsida; Rosales; Rosaceae. Gene Ontology annotation, biological process: transsulfuration. The record is from RefSeq and is a predicted model, not a curated record. The transcript has 12 exons. Gene Ontology annotation, cellular component: mitochondrion. Gene Ontology annotation, molecular function: thiosulfate-cyanide sulfurtransferase activity.